Messenger RNA from Raphanus sativus (radish), 6211 nucleotides. RefSeq names its product mediator of RNA polymerase II transcription subunit 13. Lineage: Eukaryota; Viridiplantae; Streptophyta; Magnoliopsida; Brassicales; Brassicaceae. The coding region runs from base 229 to 5880 and encodes 1883 amino acids. The transcript has 23 exons. Gene Ontology annotation, cellular component: mediator complex. The record is from RefSeq and is a predicted model, not a curated record. Gene Ontology annotation, biological process: regulation of transcription by RNA polymerase II. Gene Ontology annotation, molecular function: transcription coregulator activity.
GGGGAGUUGAGUUCGUUUGGAUCUGGUUUUACAUGAAAAGUGAAACCACGGGAAACGAGUCGUACAGAGAGAGAGAAGAUCGUAGAAGAAGAAGAAGAAGAAGAAUCUUCCGAUCACUCUUCCUCCGACAAUAGUCUUUGCCUUUAUGAUUGGAAUCGUGCUUCCCGAGCUUCAUAGUGUCUUCACGAUUCAUUCAAAGUAGUGAGUUUGUUUGAGUGGGAGAAAACGAUGUGGACCAAUGUUUUCAGAAUUGGGGGUCUACAUAAUGUUUCUUGGUUUCAGUUUCUUCCUAGUGAAGCUGAGCUUAAUCCUAGCAGAGGUGAGCAGAAUGAUGUAGCGACAUAUCUUGUGCUUUCAUCUCAUCUUCGGUUGCACAAGGAAGGCUUUCUUACCACAUGGACCAAUUCUUUUGUUGGACCUUGGGAUCCUUCUCAAGGUUUAUACAACCCUGAUGAAAAGAUCAAGCUUUGGCUUUUUCUUCCUGGACGGCAUUCCUCAAUCACUGAUAAAGCCCAGUCUGCUGUCUCAAAACUUAGAGUUGUUGCGUCAGGAAUCUGGGUAGCACCUGGGGACUCUGAGGAGAUAUCAGUUGCCUUUUCACAGUCUUUACGUAAUUGCAUUGAAAGAGCGUUAAGUGGACUUUCCUACAUGAGAUUUGGAGACGUGUUUUCAAAAGUCAGCCCUCAAAGUGAAGAAUAUUUGAGGAGGGGCCGGCUUACUGUUGAAUUCGUAUUCGCUGCCACUGAAGAGGCGGUUUUUGUCCAUGUCAUAGUUUCUGCCAAGAAUGUUCGGACACUUUCAAGUGGCGAUACUGAGAGUCUGUCAAGGAGUUCUUUAAAAAACUCCAGUUAUAGGCUUCCAGUGAUUGUUUCUCCUCAUGGAAUGCGGGGCAGCCUCACUGGAUUCUCUCCCAGUGACCUUGUCAAGCAAGUCUACUUCAGUUCUGGAAACUUAAGGUCUUCAAGUGGAUAUAUUGGUCUCCCUCCUCAUGCUGGUAGUGGGUCGCGUCUGAUAAACGGCGACCACUGUUACGUGGAAGUUACACUUGGUUGCUGCCAAAAUAUAAAUGACAACACAAGUCAAACGAAUUCAACCUUUGCGGUCAAUUUGCCCUACAAUCAGUGUCCUGAACCAUCAGUUGGGAGUAAAGAUCACCGGAAAGGACACCCAGAUAUAUCAUCCAUGUGUGAAAAAAAGUUCAUAUAUCCAGCUGAGGCAGUACUUGUGCCAAUAUUACAGUCGGCAUUUGCUAAAUUUUCUUUGAAAAGAUUUUGGCUUCAAAACUGGAUAGGACCAUCUCUGGCAGGCUCAUCGUUAUUUAUGCACUGGGCUGGUGAUUUUGACUUCUUCGGAGCGUCUGGAACUAAGAGUGAUGGGUUCUAUGAAAAAAAUGGCUAUAAUAGCAGUGGCAGUAGCGGUAAUAGCAGCAUUAGUUCAACAAGUAGUGCUUCUAGCGGCAGUGGUUGGAGAAUGACUUCAAGAACUGGUGACCUUGAUGCGGAUGCAGAUUCUUUGACUUGUAAUGAUGAUCACCCAAACAUGGGUUCCAAGCGGCCGCGAACAGGGAUGGCAGAGUCAUUCGGUCAAGUAGGCACUGCGAAUGAUCAAUUUGGUUGGGAUUGGGAUGAUGAGGAUGAUGAUGAUAGAGGAGUUGGCAUGGAUAUCCAAGCACUUCUUUCAGAGUUUGGAGACUUUGGUGACUUCUUUGAGAACGAUGCGUUACCUUUUGGGGAGCCGCCCGGAACAGCAGAGUCGCAUUCCCUCAUACUUCCUUCAGAAUCUGCUGAUGUAGGUUCUAGUCCAAUGGAAAUGAUGGAUGUAUCAGACCAGAUAGUGUUACCCGUUGGGUUUUCGUCUUUUGAGAGCUUUAAUCAUGCUCCCCCUAUCAUUGAUGAAAGCCUUAUCAAAAGUCAAGAAGUCCUCAACAACAGUGUCAUUUCAGCUCCUUCAAAUCAAAUGUCAAGCUCUUCCAAUAGUGAGUUCGAUCAUUUGAUGAAAGCAGAAGCUAUGAUGACCUUUGCUCCUGAGUAUGGAGCUGUUGAAGCACCUAUUAGCGAGAUUUCCUCGACGUCUUUCAAAAGCCCAUAUCUUCCCAAGUCUUUUGAGAGCUUUAAAGCGGAGAGUUCAAAUUCAAGAACCAGUAACUAUGUUUAUGGACCCACACCACCUGCCACUGAUUCUGAUGGAGCAGUCGAUAAGAUUUUGCUUGGAUCAAAAGCAUACAUUGGUAAAAAUGAUGGGAGAACUUUGUACACUAAGGUAGAGGGCAGAAAGGACCAAUAUGAUAAGCUACCUACUUUAAUUAGUGAUAACAACAGUAAAAAGGAGGGUGUUUCUCAGUUAAAAUACUCAAACUACAAUGCUGCUAGUACUGUUAAGACCGUGCAGGGGAAAAAGACUGACGGUAUAUCUGCUGUUGUUAGUACUUUAUUAUCUUCAAAGACCUUACUGGCAACAGACGUGGGAAGCGUUAUGUUCCAAGCCUUCAUGUAUAGGAUGCGGCACAAAGCUUUUUCUUCGAAGCACAGUUCACCUGUUAGCCUGAGUAGGCUUAGUGGAAACUUCUUCCUGAACCAGGUGCCAAAUGAGCCUAGUAGUCUGACGGACAACGUAUCUGCAAGGAACGAAAUAUAUAAGAAAGAAGUACCUACUAGAAUAGCUGGAGAUUUCGAUGGAGGAAUGUUAGAUAGCCACAUGAGUGCACCAGUUGGCGUGUGGCGGACUGUUUCAGUCCCAAAAACAGCAAAACCUGCUAGUUCGCCAAAUAUUGAAGCAGGCUCAUCCUUGCCUCAUAGUUCAUUUAGCGAAAACAGCUUACUUUCUUAUGGACAAAGGCAGCCAUUGCAGGAGCUUCUAGAUGGAAUAGCGCUACUUGUACAGCAAGCUACUUCUUUCGUUGAUUUAGCUCUGGAUUCAGAUUGUGGGGAUGGACCUUAUGGUUGGCUUGCACUGGAAGAGUUGUGGAGACGGGAAUUGUCGUGUGGACCCUCUGCUGGCCAUGCAGGUUGUGGGGGAACUUUGGCGUCCUGCCAUUCUCUGGACAUUGCUGGUGUCAAGCUAGUUGACCCACUCUCUGCUGAGGUUUUUCCUUCCUCUGUAAUUACACUACUGCAAUCUGACAUCAAGACAGCUCUGAAAUCCGCAUUUGGUCAGUCAGACGGCCCGUUAUAUGUCACAGAUUGGUGCAAGGGCCGAAAUCAAUCAAUGGAUGGAGUAUCUAUUUCCGAGGGAUCUACUGCUGAGUCAGUCCUGAGUGAAGUGUCAAAUGCAAUAGAUGGUGGGAAAGGAGAGGAGUCCGCUCAGAGCCAAGAUAUAUACAGUUCAGAGUUACUCCGACCAACACUUUUUGUUCUUCCAUCACCCUCUAUACUUGUUGGGUACCAAGAUGACUGGCUUAAGGUUUCAACCAACUCCUUGCCACAUUGGGAAAAGGCCCCUUUCGAGCCAUAUGCUCUGCCGAAAAAUAUGAACUAUACUGUUGUAUGCCCGGAUAUAGAUCCUUUAACCAGUGCUGCUGCGGAUUUCUUCCAACAACUUGGAACUGUUUAUGAGACGUGCAGACUGGGAACCCAUUUGCCACAGAUCCUGGGAAAUCAAAUGGAAAGUGACGCUGGAAGAUUAUCCUCAUCAGGAUUUGUUCUGCUUGACUGCCCUCAGUCGAUGAAGAUUGAAAGCAAUAACACAUCGCUUCUGGGAUCUCUCAGUGAUUAUUUUCUGUCUUUGUCGAAUGGGUGGAACGUGAGUAGCUAUCUGAAGUCUUUAUCAAAAGCGCUGAAAGGUCUUAAGCUUGGGUCUUGUCUUUACACAAACCAGAAAGAAGGAUCAGCUAGUCCAUGCAUGGUAGUGUACAUAGUGUGUCCAUUUCCCGACCCUUCGGCAGUUUUAAGGACAGUCGUUGAAUCGUCUAUUGCACUUGGAUCAGGGAUACAGCCAGAUAGAGACAGGAGAUCGUUACUUAAUAGUCAGGUUACAAGGGCGUUUGGUAGUUCUGCUGCUGUAGACGAAGCAUCAAUAUCUCACAUUCCAGUGCUUUCCGGGUUUAGUGUCCCCAAGCUAGUUCUACAAGUAGUAUCUGUUGAUUCUAUUUUCCGGAUAACAAGCCCAAGCUUUAAUGAGCUCGUCAUCCUCAAGGAUACUGCUUUUUCUGUCUACAAUAAAGCUCGGAGAAUUUCUCGAGGCAUGCCUAGUGAUGCAUUUCUCUCAUCAUCAUUAUCCAACAGAUCCUCUUCAGCCUUGGCAUCAGUGAACUCUAUGUCAGGAAUCUGGAAAGACUGCGUCAGUUCGCGAAUGACAGGUUCUACACAUCCAAGAGAUGGUGAACUUGAUGGUAGCAUUAGAACGAGUAGUUGGGAUAGUAGCUGGCAAAUAACAAGGUCUGGAGGAUUAAGCUGCGACUCAAACAGAAAUGGAGAUUUUUACAUUAAUGACGAAAUUUUCUAUCUAUUUGAACCGCUUUUCAUCCUUUCUGAGCCUGGUUCCGUGGAUCGUGGAGUUUCACCUACUUUCCGCGGCUUAGGAACCGAGUCUUCAAAGCCAAUACCUGAAGAUGGUGGGAGAGGUUCAAUGGAAGGUAUAACAUCAGGAUCUAGCUCCCAGGGGGAUGCAUCCCAGGUUGAAGGAAAGGCUAUUCCAAGUUUACAUUGCUGCUACGGUUGGACAGAGGACUGGAGAUGGCUUGUAAGCAUCUGGACGGACGCCAGGGGUGAAUUGCUUGACACACAUAUAUUCCCCUUUGGUGGAAUUAGCAGUAGACAGGAUACGAAAGGGCUGCAGUGUCUUUUUGUUCAAGUUCUGCAGCAGGGAUGUCAAAUACUACAGGCAUGUUCCUCCCCUGACAAUGGAUCUUUCAAACCCAGGGAUUUUGUCAUUACACGCAUUGGGAGUUUCUUUGAGCUUGAGUACCAAGAGUGGCAAAAGGCAAUUUACUCAUCUGGAGGUCCUGAGAUUAAGAAGUGGCCUAUUCAACUUCGACGUUCUGCACCUUCUGGCGUAGCCACCAGUAGCAAUGGAUCUUCCUUGCAACAGCAUGAUCUGAGUUUGAUUCAAGAGAGAGCCUCGUCAGCUAGCACACUCUACGGCUCCCACUCAAAACCAUCCACCUUUGUGAAAGGCGGUAUGGGGCACUCUGCUGGAAGAAAGCAAACAAUGGGUGGACAAACCAUUUCUGGUACUCCAAGGGGUUUGUUUCAGUGGGUUCACAGCAUCAGUUUUGCUUCCGUUUCACUUGAUCGUUCUCUGCAUUUUGUUCUUCCGGCUGAGUUGGUAUCUCCUGGAGGUGGCCAGAGCAGUACUGGUAUGAGUUCAGCAAAUUACAUUGAAGGUUUCACUCCUGUCAAGUCUCUUGGGUCAACGGCUUUCUCUUACAUGAUGAUACCAUCACCCAACAUGCGCUUUCUUCACCCAAGUCCUCUUCAGCUUCCUACAUGUUUAACUGCCGAAUCACCUCCACUUGCUCACCUUCUUCACAGCAAAGGCUGUGCAAUCCCCUUGUCUACCGGAUUUGUUGUUUCGAAAGCAGUGCCUUCCAUGAGAAAAGACUCGAGAAUAAACAUGAAAGAAGAAUGGCCAUCAGUUCUCUCUGUAAGUCUCAUAGACUAUUAUGGUGGUUAUGACAACGCUCAUGACAAAGUUCUUCAAGGAAUCAUGAAGCAAGGCGGUGGAGGGACCAAAGAAACUAGAGAUUUUGAGGUUGAAAGCCAUCUUAUCCUCGAGUCAGUUGCAGCAGAACUCCAUGCGCUGUCUUGGAUGACUGUUAGUCCAGCAUAUCUGGAUAGGCGGACUGCAUUGCCAUCUCACUGUGAUGUGGUUCUCAGACUGUGUCGUCUGCUUCAUUUUGCGGAUAAAGAACGCACCAGGCUACCAGAUAAGUCCGGAGUUUAAAACAAUGCAGGAGUACUUAAGUUCAUUGUCUGUCAAGACACUUAGGUUUAUCGGGCUAGUUCACCAGUGCUAUACAUUAUAAAGUAGGAAGAAGUGGUGUAGAUCUACUAGAUGUAGUCCAGGUUUUUUAUUCGGGGCUUAUGAAACCUGUAAAAAAAAUAUUAGCAUUUACGGCUUGCUCUACUUGUUAUGAUUUACUUUUAGGUGCAUAGGUUAGUUUCCUUAUAGCCCCUUGUAUUUGUAAUUUAAUCAUUCCUCUGUAAAGUCGACACAAUAUUAUUAAUAUUGGUUUCUCAGGAAAAUCUUGUGUUCUCUUGAAGAAAUAUUACUA